Molecule: messenger RNA, 825 nt
Organism: Beta vulgaris subsp. vulgaris (sugar beet)
Lineage: Eukaryota; Viridiplantae; Streptophyta; Magnoliopsida; Caryophyllales; Amaranthaceae
Exons: 2
Coding region: 1-825 (274 amino acids)
Biological process (GO): regulation of DNA-templated transcription
Molecular function (GO): DNA binding
Source: RefSeq, a predicted model, not a curated record
AUGAGUUCAUCAUCAAACCCUAGUUAUUACCCUCUUGAUCUUACUGACCAUGUAUUCCAACCUACAGCAAGAGACAUAUUCACUGAGUUUCUUCCUAAAAGAUUAUUUUUCGGCCCGGAAGCAUUACCUGAUCACAAAGAUGUGGUGACGGAGAUCGAUCUUUACGGCGAAAAAUCACCGGAUGAGAUAUUUGGAAGCUCGAGUGCCACUGAAUUCUAUUUCUUUACUUCAUUAGUGAAGCAGAAAGAAUCAUCCAAGAGAGUUAGACGAGUAAUUACUGGAAAAGGAACUUGGCAGUGCAAGAGCACACCACAAGACUAUACUGUAGAGAUAGAAGAAGGAAAGUUCAUUGAAGCGGCCGGCACUAAAAGAUUGUUCAAGUUCGAGUUUUCUGAAGAUAAUAAUAAUAAUCGAGAUGAAAGUUUUUCAUGGAUCAUGCAUGAAUAUGUACUAGAGAAAGACUAUAUUAACAGUUUAAGAAGCUCGGAGAAGUUCAAUCGGAGCUUCAAUCAUAACAUUAAGGAUCUGGCAUUCUGCUACGUGUACAAGAAGAUGGAGACAAAAAAGACCAUUAACAAAAGAAAAGCAACUUACGAGUUGACAAAGGAAAGUAAUAAGAAGAAAGUCAAUAGAGAUGAUGUGCCAACAGUGGAGCUUCCUCCUCCUACACAAGAAACGGAGUAUGAUCUUGAGAGACAAAUGGACAUCCCUACACAUGAAAUGGAGAACGAUGAUUUUGACAUAUUGGAUUUGAUCAACUUUGAGGUUGUUGAAUCCAUGAUGAAUACCCUCAAUGAUUUUGACAACCCUCACGCUGCAGAUUGA